Molecule: messenger RNA, 435 nt
Organism: Westerdykella ornata
Lineage: Eukaryota; Fungi; Ascomycota; Dothideomycetes; Pleosporales; Sporormiaceae
Exons: 2
Coding region: 1-435 (144 amino acids)
Biological process (GO): RNA polymerase II preinitiation complex assembly; DNA-templated transcription initiation
Cellular component (GO): SAGA complex; SLIK (SAGA-like) complex; transcription factor TFIID complex
Molecular function (GO): TBP-class protein binding; protein heterodimerization activity; DNA binding
Source: RefSeq, a predicted model, not a curated record
AUGGGCGGCCCCAAUAAUGGUGCGCCUGGCCCCUUGGGCCAACCCGUCAUCAACAAGUUUCCGCCUUUCCAGCUGGAAGGCGAGGGAGACCGCGUGCUCAGCAAGCGCAAGCUCGACGAGCUUGUCCGCCAAGUGACUGGUGGAUCGGAGGAUGCCUUGACGCCCGAAGUGGAGGAGGCCAUGCUUCAACUUGCAGAUGAUUUUGUGGACACGGUGAUUACGUCGGCCUGCAAAUUGGCGAAGCUGCGCGAGUCGCCCAACCUUGAGAUCCGCGACCUCCAGGUGGUUCUUGAGCGCAACUAUAACAUCCGCAUCCCUGGUUAUGCUUCGGAUGAAGUGCGUACAGUGCGCAAGGUCGUGCCCGCCCCUGGGUGGACGCAGAAGAUGAACGCUGUUCAAGCUGCCAAGGUGAUGGGGGGGAAGAGCGAUAUCUGA